AGCAGGACCAGGACCUAGGGCAGCUCUGCAAGCAGCAUGGCCCCCUCAGCCUGGGCCAUCUGCUGCCUCCUGGGGGGCCUCCUGCUCCGCGGGGGCUGCCCCAGCCCCGGCCCCAGCGUGCCCCGCCUGCGGCUCUCCUACCGAGACCUCCUUUCUGCCAACCGUUCUGCCAUCUUCCUGGGUCCCCGGGGCUCCCUGGACCUUCAGGCCCUGUACCUGGACGAGUACCGGGACCGCCUGUUUCUGGGUGGCCGUGAUGCCAUCUACUCCCUGCGACUGGACCAGGCAUGGAUGGAUCCCCGGGAGGUCCUGUGGCCGCCGCAGCCAGGACAGAGGGAGGCAUGUGUUCGCAAGGGAAGAGAUCCUUUGGUGGACUGCGCCAACUUUGUGCGGGUGCUGCAUCCCCACAACCGGACCCACCUGCUGGCAUGUGGCACCGGGGCCUUCCAGCCCACCUGCGCCCUCAUUGCAGUUGGGCAUCGUGGGGAGCAUGUACUCCACCUGGAGCCUCGCAGUGUGGAAAGUGGGCGGGGGAGGUGCCCACAUGAGCCCAGCAGUCCUUUUGCCAGCACCUUUGUAGGAGGGGAGCUGUACACAGGCCUCAAUGCUGACUUCCUGGGGCGUGAGGCCAUGAUCUUCCGGAGUGGGGGACUCCGGCCAGCCUUGCGUUCUGACUCUGACCAGAACCUUCUGCAUGAACCCCAAUUUGUGAUGGCUGCCCGGAUCCCGGACAAUCUGGACCAGGAUGAUGACAAGGUGUACUUCUUCUUCUCGGAGACAGUCCCCUCGCCUGAUGGGGGCCUGGGCCAUGUCAUCGUCAGCCGCGUGGGCCGCGUCUGUGUGAAUGAUGCAGGUGGCCAGCGGGUGCUGGUGAACAAAUGGAGCACCUUCCUCAAGGCCAGGCUGCUCUGCUCCGUGCCUGGCCCUGGCGGCACCGAGACCCACUUUGACCAGCUGGAGGACGUGUUCCUGCUGUGGCCCAAUGCAGGGAAGAGCCCAGAGGUGUACGCUCUGUUCAGCACGGUCAGUGCUGUGUUCCAGGGUUACGCUGUCUGCGUGUACCACAUGGCGGAUAUCUGGGAGGUCUUCAAGGGCCCCUUUGCCCACCAAGAUGGUCCCCAGCACCAGUGGGGGCCCUAUGGGGGCAAGGUGCCCUUCCCCCGCCCUGGCGUGUGCCCCAGCAAGAUGACCGCACAGCCAGGACGACCCUUUGGCAGCACCAAGGACUACCCCGAUGAGGUGCUGCAGUUUGCCCGAGCCCACCCACUCAUGUUUCGGCCUGUGCGUCCUCGGCGGGGCCGCCCUGUCCUCGUCAAAACCCACCUGGCCCAGCAGCUGCGUCAGAUCGUGGUGGACCGUGUGGAGGCAGAGGACGGGACCUACGAUGUCAUCUUCCUGGGGACUGACUCAGGUUCUGUGCUCAAAGUCAUUGCCCUCCAGGUGGGAGGCUCGGCUGAGCCUGAAGAGGUGGUUCUGGAGGAGCUCCAAGUGUUUAAGGUGCCAACACCCAUCACUGAGAUGGAGAUCUCCGUGAAAAGGCAAAUGCUGUACGUGGGCUCGAGGCUGGGCGUGGCCCGGCUCCAGCUACACCAGUGUCAGACUUACGGCAGUGCCUGUGCAGAGUGCUGCCUGGCCCGGGACCCGUACUGCGCCUGGGAUGGUGCCUCCUGCACCCGCUACCGGCCAGGCACCAGCAAGCGCCGGAUCCGCCGACAGGAUAUCCGGCAUGGCAACCCUGCCCUGCAGUGCCUGGGCCAAAGCCAGGAAGAGGAGGCUGCAGGACUCGUGGCAACCACCGCGGUCUACGGCACGGAGCACAACAGCACCUUCCUGGAGUGCCUGCCCAAGUCCCCCCAGGCCGCUGUGCGCUGGUUCUUGCAGAGGCCGGGGGACGACGGGCCUGACCAGCAGGUAAAGACAGAUGAGCGCAUCCUGCAAACGGAACAGGGUCUGCUGUUCCGCAGGCUCAACCGCCUGGAUGCGGGCACCUACACCUGCAUGACCCUGGAGCACGGCUUCUCCCAGGUGGUGGUCCGCCUGGCUCUAGAGGUGAUCGUGGCUGCGCAGCUUGACGGCCUGUUCCCUCGGCAGCCCAGGCCAGAGGAGCCUGCAACCCGGGGAGGCCCAGCCUCCGCCCCCUCCAAGGCCUGGUAUAAGGACAUUCUGCAGCUCAUUGGCUUCGCCAACCUGCCCCGGGUGGAUGAGUACUGUGAGCGCGUGUGGUGCCCCUCCCGCAGCCGGAGCCGUGGCAAACAGGCCAAGGGCAAGAACUGGGUGGGGCUGGAGCUAGGCAAGAAGGUGAAGAGCCGGGUGCAAGCUGAGCGCAAUCGGACACCCCGGGAAGUGGAGGCCACAUAGGAGAGGGAUGAGGAGAGGGUAGUUGGGAUAGGCCGAGUGGCCAGCAUGAGCCCCCAGCAUCUCCCACUCACCCACCCGGUUAGGGCAGAGGAGGCCAACGUGCCUGAUUGUCUCUUAGAGAUGGGAAUUUCUGCCCCCAGACUCCUACCAGGUCACCCACAGGAAACGCUGGGGCCUGAUGGAGGGCCCUGUGUCUGAGGCCUAUUCCCUGCCCCUCUCUGUGCUCAGUCCCAGGCUGGAACCAGCACCCUCUGGCUGCUGGCAACCCCAGUGGGACUGCUAUUUGUUCUCAGACAAGGCCCCCGAGCACAUUUCCGCUUGUGCCCGGGGGCCAGAGGCGAGAGGGCUGGGUGGUUCUCACCCAGCCUGCAGAACAAUGGCCAUUCUGAGUGACCCUUCCAGUGGGUGUGUGGGUGUGUGGGUGCGUCUGAGGAGGUGCCUGGGCAGGGGGCCCUCAGGCAGCCAAGGAGGGUAGAAGUUGCCUCCUAAGCUAGCACGGGGGAAGAAGACCUUUCCUGCGAGGUGGGUGGGAAAGUGGAGGCACUGAGAAGACGUUACAGCAAGACCCCCUCACACUCCAUGCCCUGCAAUCUUGGUGGUUCCCCACUGCCCACCACCUCUUCUCCAUCUCAGAAUCAUAGAAGCAUGGACUGCGAGAGCUCCCUGGGUCCUGGGGAUGGUCUGGACCUCAGGCCCCACUUCACAAAUGAAAGCAAGAGAACAUUUCACAGCCUGACUUCCCUUCCCUAAGUCCCAGAGCUGCCAGGCCAAGUUUCCUGGGAUGCCCACACUCCUGAUGGGAUUGGCCCUCCCUACCAUCAGGGUCUCCACGCUGAUGAGCAGGGAGUGGGGGGAUUCUAGGAGAAUGUUAUCCCCCAUCUCUGUGGACUAGAGAUAGGGAAAGGGGAGCUGGGAAAGUGUGGGGUAGUUGGAGGAGUGAGCUGUCUUUCCCAGGGCAAUGCAACCUUGCCCACAGCCUGGAAGGGUGGGAAUGUGACAGCUUUGUGAGCAAGCUACAGCUGGUGGGCAGGACCAGGGGCAGGGCUUUGCCUGGUGGGCCACAGAGGACUGAGGCUUUUGAGAUGAAAGGGGAAAGGGUGGGAGACCCUCGGAUGGGCUUUGGAACCCAAGGGCAGGCAUUCUCAGGGACCCAAGAAGGCAUCGGUUAGCCCAGGAGCCAAGUAUUUCCCACCCUGGGAUCUUUGGUUUCUGCUAAAUAAGGGUUUGUCAUGGAUGGUUCAUUUAUGAAAAUUUUUCUCUUUUAAGGGAAAGAAAUGUAGGGGAGAAGCUGCUAAAUCCUGCUGGCUCUUGGGGGCGAGGCUCAGGUGGCCAGGAUGCAUUCUGUCUGGGCGCGUAGGGAGGUGUUUUUGCCAUCAGCGGUAAUGUGUUUCUUGGGCUGGGGAGCAUGGAGGGGGAGGAGGAGGACUAAAUGAAAAGUUGUUCCCAGACUGCGUAUGAACAAGUCAGUGACGCACAAAACCGACAGGAGGGAGACAAGAGCAUCAGGUUCGAGAUUCCCUCCAUUAAAAAAUCAAGAUGAAGAGAGGAAGGAAAAAAAAACACAGACAAAAAGCAAUACAGGGCUUCCUGCCCUGUUGAACUCAAACCCAGACUGUGUCUGCCUUGGAUUUUAUCCAAGACCCCCAUGCCCCACCACCACCUCCAGAGAACUGGAAUCUGAAACAGGCCCUUCUUUCUCCCUUUGGAGUAAGUGAAACAGAAGCACUGAGGUUACCUUGAUAACACUUUGGGAAGCCGCUGGCCUGGGGUGGUUGUGGCUGAGAUGUCAGCAGGUGAAAGCAGAGGAGAGGACUGUGGGGAGGGGCCUGGAGAAGAAAGGGGAGGAGGAGGUAGAGGCCACGGAAGAGGGUAGAAUGGAACAGGUGUCAGAGCUGCAGCCAACUCUGCCCCUCUGUCCCAGGAAGAAGCAACUGGGCCUCUAGGCUGGGUCCAUGUGUGGCCGGCUCCAGGCAGGGUCCCCUAGGGAAGUUACUCUGGAAAACAGAGGGAGAAGGAGUUAAAAAUCCUGAACCAGGAACACCAGCAUUUGGAAAAUUAUGGACAGCUUCUACUGAUUGCCCACCCCUAUCCCCCAUGGUACUGUGUGUUAUUAACGCCUGGAAAUGCCUCUAUGUGUGAAUUCUAUUUUUGUAUUCAUAUGUUGAGAUGGGCCUUGUGGUUUCUCUGUCUUCAAAGCACAGUUCUCAUAAUUACUAUUGUUCCUUUGUCACUGCCCCUCAGUGCUGGUGAGGACAGCACAGUGGUUUACCACACAACCUACAAGGAAAGGGAUGAAGUUAAUAUUUAUAUCACAUAAUUAUAUCGUUAUUGUACCUGUGUAUUUCUGUACUAAAUUGUCUGAUGCUAUGUUUGUGAGCUGGAAAUGAAGAGCCUUCCCUGACCAUUCUAGGAGGGAUAAGCCACUCUGGGUGGUAUUUCCUAGAAGAGGAGAUAGGUAUCAGGGGAAGGAAGGAGUCAGAGGGCUUUGCCUAUGAAGUGGAGAUUGCUUGUUAAAUUAGGAAAAUCCUGUCCCUUGGGCUUCUGAGACUUCUUGGAACUUCAGGAAGAUCUCAAGCCAGGAAAAAAAAUGCUGGCAAAGGGUAGCUGGGCACGUAGGCUGCCCUGCUCCUUUUUCAUAAUUACACUUGACUUUUUGAUAGCAA
Molecule: messenger RNA, 5021 nt
Organism: Camelus dromedarius (Arabian camel)
Lineage: Eukaryota; Metazoa; Chordata; Mammalia; Artiodactyla; Camelidae
Gene: SEMA3G
Product: semaphorin 3G
Exons: 16
Coding region: 37-2358 (773 amino acids)
Biological process (GO): negative regulation of axon extension involved in axon guidance; neural crest cell migration; positive regulation of cell migration
Cellular component (GO): plasma membrane
Molecular function (GO): chemorepellent activity; semaphorin receptor binding
Source: RefSeq, a predicted model, not a curated record